Messenger RNA from Corylus avellana, 3863 nucleotides. Its product is annotated as obscurin-like protein. The record is from RefSeq and is a predicted model, not a curated record. Lineage: Eukaryota; Viridiplantae; Streptophyta; Magnoliopsida; Fagales; Betulaceae.
UAAAAUUGUGAAAGAGUGCGAAAACAUAUCCCAAAUAAAAACUCUCUGCAAAAUUUUACCUUAUCGUAAUAAUCUGAGAAAAAGGAAGAUAAGGAAUUAAAACUCCGAACAGAUUUGGCGUCGCCCGGGCUCGAACCGGAGACCUUCAGUGUGUUAGACUGACGUGAUAACCAACUACACCACGACACCAGCUGAGAAGCCUGUGAAUUGGCAAAAGGAGAAACCCAAGGCGGUUUAAGCAAUCCAUCUUCAAGUAUUUCUGCGAGAAGUUUCCGAGUUCUAAAUACGAGCUAAACGGUCUUUUUUGCUUUGAGAUUUGUGUCUCUCUUUUCCCACCAAUUGGAAGCAAUUCGGACAAAACCCAGAAAAAGUUCCCCAGAAUAAUCUCAAAGUUGGAAACUGGAAAUGGCUAAAGAAGCUAAUACCCUUUUCCUUGAAGAAUGGCUGAGAAGCAUUAGUGGCAGUAGCAGCAACAUCAGCUCCACUAACUCCUCUUCCUCAUCGGCCCGAGCUAUUAUUCAAGCUUGGGCGGAGCUCAGGGACUCCCUUCAACACCAAUCAUUUCGUCCCCAUCACCUCCAGUCUUUGAAAACCCUCCUUAACUCUCAAACGUCUCUUCAUGUUGCCGACCCACAAGCAAAGAUUGUCCUUUCUAUUAUUUCCUCUCCAAACCUCUCUCUUCCACAUGAAUCAUAUCCUCUCUUUCUCAGGCUUCUUUAUAUCUGGGUCAGGAAAUCCUUCAAACCCUCUUCGCUUCUCGUUGAUUCUGCCGUGCUGGUCCUCUCUCACCUUUAUAAUGCUCAAUUUGGUCUUAGGAAGAGUCCUCUCUUCUUCUCUGAAGGUGUUCUCCUUCUGGGUGCAUUUUCUUUUGUGCCUGCUGCGUCUGAAGGCUCUAAAACAGUUUGCUUGGAUAUGCUCUGUAGGCUGUUGGAAGAGGACUACCAAUUGAUUGGUUCAUCCGGAGAACUUAUUCCGGAUGUUCUUGCAGGAAUUGGGUAUGCUUUAUCUUCUUCUGUGAAUGUUCAUUAUGUUAGAAUUUUAGAUUCUCUAUUUGGAAUUUGGGGAAAAGAAGGUGGGCCUCGUGGUAGUGUUUCUGAUGGGCUCAUGAUUCUGCAUUUGACCGAGUGGGUGUUGUCUGGUUUGAUCAAUUUCCGAUCUUUUGAGAAAGUUAACGUUUUUGCCCACGAGACUCUACAGACUUCAAAGGCAAACUAUGUUCCGUUUGUGAUUGUCAUGGCUGCAGCAGGAGUGCUGAGGGUUCUCAAUAGAUCCACGAGUGGUCUGGGACUAGAGACUGUUUCCAGACUAAGGAUUUCUGCAGAGGAUCGAAUUGAAUCUGUAGCACAAGAUAUUAUCUCUAGAACUUGUGUUACUAAUAAAGAUUAUGAUCUCACAAACUGUCUUUUACUACAAUGUGUUUCAUUAGCUCUGGCUCGAAGUGGCUUGGUGUCUUCCCGUGCCCCUCUGCUUCUGUGCCUUGCUUCUGCAUUGUUGACUGAAAUCUUUCCCUUACGUCGUUUAUAUGCAAAAGUACUAGACUUCCCACAUGGCAAUUUGGCUAGACUGGGGCAUGAUGAGGUCAAAAAACAUUUGAACAGUGUCCCUUUUAAGGAAGCAGGGGCCAUAACAGGUGUUUUCUGCAACCAGUAUGUUUCAAUAGAUGAAGAGAAUAAAGGUGUGGUUGAGAAUCUUAUAUGGGAUUACUGUCAAGAUAUUUACUUGGGGCAUCGCCGGGCAGCUUUGAUUCUUCGAGGUAAAGAGGAUGAAUUACUUGGGGAUAUGGAGAAAAUUGCUGAAUCUGCUUUCCUUAUGGUUGUACUUUUUGCUCUGGCUAUCACAAAAUACAAGUUGAAUUCAAAAUCCACCCUGGACACGCACAAGGACAUAUCAGUACGCAUACUAGUUUCGUUUUCUUGUUUAGAGUAUUUUCGGCGUAUUCGUUUACCAGAGUAUAUGGAUACAAUUCGAGGGGUUAUUGUGAGUGUUCAGGAGAAUGAAUCUGCCUGUGUCUCUUUUGUGGAAUCUAUGCCUUCUUACAUGGACUUGACAAAUGGUCCAGACUUUUCCUACUCGCAGAAAAUGGAAUAUCUAUGGUACAUGGAUGAUGUUCAAACUGCUCGCAUGUUGUUUUACCUGCGUGUCAUUCCAACUUGUAUUGAACGUGUGCCCUGCUUUGUUCUUAGGAAGGGGGUAGCUUCAACUAUGUUCUUAUAUAUGGGACAUCCAAAUGGAAAAGUAGCUCGAAGCUCACAUUCCAUGUUUGCGGCAUUCAUGUCCUCAGGGAAGGAUUCUGAUCCAGAUGAAAGAGUAUCAUUAAAGGAGCAGCUUGUUUUCUAUUACAUGCAGAGAUCUCUAUCGGGAUAUCCAGGCAUCACUCCUUUUGAGGGUGUGGCUUCCGGAGUUGCAGCCUUGGUUCGGAACCUUCCUGCUGGAAGUCCUGCCAUAUUUUAUUGUAUCCAUAGUCUUGUGGAAAAAGGCGGUGAGCUCUGUAGUGACUUCUUCACUCAAGAGGCUGAUAUGCGGAAGAAUUGGCACGGAGAGUCAGAGCCUUGCAAGAAAAUCCUAGACUUGCUUCUACGUCUUAUUUCCCUCGUUGAUAUACAGGUGCUACCAGACUUGAUGAAGUUGUUGGCACAGUUGAUCGUCCAGUUACCUGAGGAUGGCAAGAAUAUGGUUCUUAAUGAGUUAUAUUCACAGGUUGCAGAGUCUGAUGAUGUUACACGCAAGCCCACUUUAGUUUCAUGGCUGCAGUCACUGUCUUACCUUUGUGCUCAAUCUACAAGUCAAAGUGCCACCUCUAGAGGGGUGGAAAAAGAUGUAAAUAUGACUUCUGCAGGGAGUGCAGACUCAUUAAGCCUGAGUAGACCAAAUGCCCGACUCUGAGACAUUGAGAGUUACUCCAGAAUCUGCUAUCAUGUCAGAAGCUCAACAAGAGGUCAAGAAAGAAGAAUCAGAUAUUACUCGAGUCUCCAAUACUUGCAGGCGAUUGUGGAGAAACUUCCCUUAUUUAACUGAAGCAAACAAAUGUGGAGAUCUGCAGUUAUGUGGUCUCAAAGCACACGGGAAAACCCCAACUCUUAUUCCCUAUAGGUUUUCAGGGUUGGAGAUUGGUGUCAGGCGAGUUUUUGAGUUGUUUUCAUUUGGUGCAGGCCAGUGAUUCUACUUGGAUUUCCCUUAGCCUUCUUGAUAUGAUUUGCUUGAUGGGAAGCCUGAAAAUAUAUAGGAUGAAACAAGAGGAGAUGGACUUGGAGGAUGACUGUUAGAUAUUUGCAGAAGUCUCAGCUCCCACAUUCUAUUUGCAUCCAUGUUGUUAAUCACAGAUUAAUGAGAAUAUAAGCAAAAAUGUGCUUUUGGAAUAAAGUUCGUACUCUUUGGACACUAAUAUAAUUCCUGUUGCCUUACUUUAGUUAAAGGUGCUCCGCUGUUUUGGUUCACUGUAAUCAAUGGAGGACUUGAAGUCUUCAAAUGAAGUAUGAAGAAAAUAAAGCUAUGAUGCAGAACUAGGCAGUUGCCUACUAGGAUUCGAAAAAAGCUCAUUUCUAGCUCAAUCCAAUCAUGGUCCCAAGACCUUGCUUCAUGAAUUGCAUUGGGACCUCUUUAGAUGCAUUCGACAAGAAAAGUUUUUCAGGGUUGAAUGAUGAGCUGUAGAAGUUGCUUUAUUUGUAUAAAGAAACUUAAUACACUGAAUGAGGGAUAUGCCAUGUGCCAUAUUAUAUAUACUUCCUUCCUUUGUAAAACUCCAAACUAAGUCGGAAGAAAUUUCAUCAAUUCAGUAUGUUGAAUUGAUAUUUGUAUUUAGAACAUGUGAUUUUUAUAUGUAUUUUUAAUUAUAUAAAAAUGCAUGUGAGAAUUAGAUUCUCUAA